Messenger RNA from Didymosphaeria variabile, 1302 nucleotides. RefSeq names its product Exopolyphosphatase (gene PPX1). Bases 1 to 1302 code for a protein of 433 amino acids. NCBI's taxonomy places the organism in Eukaryota, Fungi, Ascomycota, Dothideomycetes, Pleosporales, Didymosphaeriaceae. Gene Ontology annotation, cellular component: cytoplasm. Gene Ontology annotation, molecular function: exopolyphosphatase activity. The record is from RefSeq and is a predicted model, not a curated record. The transcript is spliced from 2 exons.
AUGGCUGUACCCAGAAAUUCUUUGCGCGGCUUCCUAGCCCACGCUCGAAGCGCACUCCGAGGCGCUGUCGAGUCAAGCCAAAAGGUCACCAUCGUUGUUGGAAAUGAGAGCGCAGAUCUUGAUAGCAUGACAUGCUCCAUCUUAUUUGCAUACAUACGUUCUAUGGCUCCAUCCCGAAACGCAUUCACUCCACUUUACAUCCCAAUAGCCAACAUACCCAAGUCAGCCAUUCCACUACGGCCCGAAUUCCUGGAGCUUUUCAAGCAUGCCAACUUAGACUCUCAUUACCUAUUAACGCUAGAUGAUCUGCCUGAACUGUCCACUAUCAAGUCCAAGCUGCCCCCUGAAAAUACGAAGUGGAUCCUGGUAGACCACAACGCCUUACAGGGCCAGCUUGGCAAAAUCUAUGGCGAUACGGUGGGAGGCGUCAUCGAUCAUCACGACGAAGAAGGGAAGGUACCAAACGAGACUGGUGACGAGCCCCGCAUAGUCGAAAAGAGUGGCAGUUGCACUAGUCUUGUCACCGAGUAUUUACGACCAUCGUGGGAUUUGCUUUCGGACUUAGGAAUGUCCUCGGGUGCUGCCCAUGCACAAGGGGACAGCCUAUCAGACGACAGUGCACUCGUCAAAGUGUGGGACGCUGAAGCUGCCCAACUCGGCCUCGCAAGCAUCCUUAUUGAUACUGCAAACCUUAGCGAUACGUCCAAGACUACCGACCAUGAUCGAAAAGCGGUCGAGUACCUUGAAGCCAGGAUUCUGUCCUGUCCAAAGCUUGCCGCGAGCUUUGACCGCAACAAGUUCUACGAGCAGAUUGAUACGGCGAAAAGGGACAUUGGAGGAUUGCAGCUGCAGGACAUACUAAGAAAGGACUACAAGUUAUGGGACGAUAAGGGCCAGAAACUCGGCAUCAGCUCAGUGGUCAAGAACAUUGAGUUCCUGCAAAAGAAGGCUGCAGACGAAGCAAACACCUCCGCAGCAGGUGACGCCUUCUUGGAAGCAGUCCGACGGUUCGCUACAGAGCGCGAGCUUGACUUAUACUCCUUAAUGACCACGUCAACUUCCGCAGAGGGCCGAUUUCAAAGAGAGCUCCUUGUUUGGGCGUUCAAUGAGCCCGGCAUCGCAGCCGCGAGGAAAUUCGCUACCGAGUCCUGCGAUGAGCUGGGCCUUGAAGAUUGGCAGAGUGGAGACGGUAAAAUGUAUGACCACGACGGCGACGGAUAUUGGAGAAAUGUGUGGUGGCAGCGCAAAGUACAACACAGCCGAAAACGUGUCGCGCCCCUACUCAGGGAAGCCAUGACCUGA